Molecule: messenger RNA, 3021 nt
Organism: Leopardus geoffroyi (Geoffroy's cat)
Lineage: Eukaryota; Metazoa; Chordata; Mammalia; Carnivora; Felidae
Gene: NT5C2
Product: 5'-nucleotidase, cytosolic II
Exons: 19
Coding region: 137-1846 (569 amino acids)
Biological process (GO): adenosine metabolic process; IMP metabolic process
Molecular function (GO): 5'-nucleotidase activity
Source: RefSeq, a predicted model, not a curated record
AAACACCUUGCGGUAGGAGGAGGCGCACAGGUAGUGCUCCGAGCCGAAGCUCAUGGUGCUGGGACCAGGGCCGGGAGAGCGGCUGCGGCUGAAGGUCCAGAGGAGAGAAGAGAAUUCAGCAUACAAUUGAAAUAAAAUGUCAACCUCCUGGAGUGAUCGGUUACAGAAUGCAGCGGAUAUGCCUGCUAACAUGGAUAAGCAUGCCCUGAAAAAGUAUCGGCGAGAAGCCUAUCAUCGGGUGUUUGUGAACCGAAGUUUAGCCAUGGAAAAAAUAAAGUGUUUUGGUUUUGAUAUGGAUUACACACUUGCUGUGUACAAGUCCCCGGAGUAUGAGUCUCUUGGCUUUGAGCUUACUGUGGAGAGAUUAGUUUCUAUUGGCUAUCCUCAGGAGCUGCUCAGCUUUGCUUAUGAUUCUACAUUCCCUACCAGGGGACUUGUCUUUGAUACACUAUAUGGAAAUCUUUUGAAAGUUGAUGCCUAUGGAAACCUCUUGGUCUGUGCACAUGGAUUUAACUUCAUAAGAGGUUCUCAGGUAGCUGCUCAGAAGAGACCAGAAACUAGAGAGCAGUAUCCAAAUAAAUUUAUCCAGCGGGAUGACACUGAAAGAUUUUACAUUCUGAACACACUGUUCAACCUACCAGAGACCUACCUGUUGGCUUGCCUAGUAGAUUUUUUUACUAAUUGUCCUAGAUAUACCAGCUGUGAAACAGGAUUUAAAGAUGGGGACCUCUUCAUGUCUUACCGGAGUAUGUUCCAGGAUGUAAGAGAUGCUGUUGACUGGGUUCAUUACAAGGGCUCCCUUAAGGAAAAGACAGUUGAAAAUCUUGAGAAGUAUGUAGUCAAAGAUGGAAAACUGCCUUUGCUUUUGAGUCGAAUGAAGGAAGUAGGGAAAGUGUUUCUUGCCACCAACAGUGACUAUAAAUACACAGAUAAAAUUAUGACUUACCUGUUCGAUUUCCCACAUGGCCCCAAGCCUGGGAGCUCCCAUCGACCAUGGCAGUCCUACUUUGACCUGAUCUUGGUGGAUGCACGGAAGCCGCUCUUUUUUGGAGAAGGCACAGUACUGCGUCAGGUGGACACAAAAACUGGCAAGCUGAAAAUUGGUACCUACACAGGCCCCUUACAACAUGGCAUCGUCUACUCAGGAGGUUCAUCUGAUACAGUGUGUGAUCUCUUGGGAGCUAAGGGCAAGGACAUUUUAUAUAUCGGAGAUCACAUUUUUGGGGACAUUUUAAAAUCAAAGAAACGACAAGGGUGGCGAACUUUCUUGGUGAUUCCUGAACUUGCACAGGAGCUGCACGUCUGGACUGAUAAGAGCUCACUUUUCGAAGAGCUUCAGAGCUUGGAUAUUUUCUUGGCUGAACUCUACAAGCACCUUGAUAGCAGCAGCAAUGAGCGCCCUGACAUUAGUUCCAUCCAGAGACGUAUUAAGAAAGUAACACAUGACAUGGACAUGUGCUAUGGGAUGAUGGGGAGCCUGUUCCGCAGCGGCUCCCGACAGACCCUCUUCGCCAGCCAGGUGAUGCGGUACGCUGACCUCUAUGCAGCCUCCUUCAUCAACCUGCUCUAUUACCCCUUCAGCUACCUCUUCAGAGCUGCCCACGUCUUGAUGCCUCAUGAAUCAACGGUGGAACAUACACAUGUAGAUAUUAAUGAGAUGGAGUCCCCUCUUGCUACCCGGAACCGCACAUCAGUUGAUUUCAAAGAUAGUGAUUACAAGCGGCACCAGUUGACCCGGUCGAUUAGUGAAAUUAAACCCCCCAACCUCUUCCCACUGGCCCCCCAGGAAAUUACACACUGCCAUGAUGAAGAUGAUGAUGAAGAGGAGGAAGAAGAGGAAGAAUAAGGAGGAAAACCAAAACUGAGCAUCCAUUAAACACGUUUUGGCAGGACUUCCAGGAGCAAAGGAUAUCCCUGUUUGCGUUCUAGUGGUGGGUGGGGGAGCUCCAUCAAAGGUACAUGUGCGAAGUUUCUGAAGACCUUAAAAUAUUCUAAUCAUAGAGAGAUACUUUUUAGUAGUUUUGUUUGUCUACACUCUGCAGAUGGUUCACAAUUGUAAUGGAGUCUGUAUUAGAGGAAAGCAAGGGUAAAGCCGGGCUGAACUGCAUGCAGAAGGCUCCGUUGUGGCUUAUGACACCAUUUCCUUGUCUGGUUUCAUCCUCAGUAUAUAUUGGAUAUACCAGGGCUAGUGAAGAGUAUCUGAGUGGAACGAAGAGGUGAUCUGAAAAUGAUAUGUUACAAAUUGUGCUCUUACUCCAAAGUCCAUCCUGAAAUUUUCAGUGCAUUACACAGUAUUGUAUGUCAAUGGAGAAAUAUAUUGUUUCCAUUACCAAAUGCGGUCUUCUGUUAAGGUCAAGGUUCCGUUUACAAGCUUUGAAGUGUCCUCAGUGCCUGGGGGCAGACUGCAGGCUUCAGUGGUCUUGCACAAGUGUUUGGUUUGCUAUAGGGCUUGCCUGGAAUGCACUGCAGUGAUUCUGUCUUGAGGUAAAAGUCUUCAUCUAAUCUUACAUUUUUUUGAUAGUAGAAAUGCUUGUUAUCCAAAAGCGGUCUUUUUCUUAUCUGGAGUGAAUCUAGAGAAAGAAUUCAGCUGAAAGAGGACAAAGGAGCAAGCCCCGUGAAAGAGCAUAACUGAGUAAAGUCAUUAGCGUGGGCCAGUGUGGCUCGUGCCGCCCAGACUUCCGGCCUUCCCUGUCCUCUAGAGUGGACUGUAUUCCACAGUCAAGCAUGAGAUGAUGGGAAGAGGGUUCUAUCAGUCAGAACCUUACUAAAGCAGAGGGCACAAUCAUGUGAAUAAAUGCACUUCAGAAUCCCAAGAGAAAUCACUUGUUAUUUUGAACAAGAAGGGAUUGUUACUGUGUCCUAGAGGGUACCGGGCUGCCUCGCCGUCGGCAGAGUGGCUAUAGCGGUUUGAAUAGUGCAGACUUUCCCUUUAACCUUUAUAUAUUCCUUCCAUUCUUCCUGGUGAACACAGAAGGUAGAUUAGUUGCUCUAGAAUUCAAUAAAGCAUAUUUCUAAUACUGA